Messenger RNA from Hippocampus zosterae (dwarf seahorse), 3412 nucleotides. RefSeq names its product tripartite motif containing 2a (gene trim2a). The coding region runs from base 426 to 2687 and encodes 753 amino acids. The transcript has 14 exons. NCBI's taxonomy places the organism in Eukaryota, Metazoa, Chordata, Actinopteri, Syngnathiformes, Syngnathidae. The record is from RefSeq and is a predicted model, not a curated record. Gene Ontology annotation, biological process: negative regulation of translation; protein polyubiquitination; proteasome-mediated ubiquitin-dependent protein catabolic process. Gene Ontology annotation, molecular function: protein binding; translation repressor activity; ubiquitin protein ligase activity.
AUUUAAUUUCAACGACCAGAAGAAGAAAAUUGAACUUGAACUACAUAAAUUUGACGAAGCACCAAGGAUGAGUACAGUAUUGUUAUAUUUUCUGUUUGUAUGUUUUCUAAAACUAAUUGUGUGAAUAUAUGACAACUAAAUGUAUUUCUAUGUUACUUCCGAGUGCGCACCUGGAGGGGAAAAAAAAGAGAACCAGCCCCGGGUUUCGCUCGGAUAGCCCGCCCGGGGCGCUCUUCUGCCGCCCACGUUAACGAAAACACGCGACACACUGAAGCUGACGUCAUGAAGCUCUGGGAGCUGGUGGCUCCUGUUGUUGCUCAGGGGGGGUGCCACCUUUGGGUCUCUCUCAUCCUGCCCCAAACUACAAUGGCUCAGACAAAUAAGAGGCAGAUCCGCGGCGGACUCUACCGAGUCCCGCGUUUAGGAUGGCCGCUGACGCCGUCAGCAUUCCCAGCCCGGUGGUGCGCCAGAUCGACAAGCAGUUCUUGAUCUGCAGCAUCUGUCUGGAGCGAUAUCACAACCCCAAAGUGCUGCCUUGCCUGCACACUUUCUGUGAAAGGUGCCUGCAAAACUACAUCCCGGCCCACAGCCUGACGCUGUCGUGCCCCGUGUGCCGCCAGACGUCCAUCCUGCCCGAGAAGGGGGUGGUGGCGCUGCAGAACAAUUUCUUCAUCACCAACCUAAUGGACGUCCUGCAGCGCUCGCCGGGCCAUCAUCGCCGGGCGGGCGCCGGCGGGCGCGAGGCGGCGGCCGUCCUCAACGACAUGGCCACCGUGGCGUCGGGGCGCCUGCUCUCCUGCCCUAACCACGGAGGCAACGUGAUGGAGUUCUACUGUCCGCCGUGCGAGACGGCCAUGUGUCGAGAGUGCACGAGCGGCGAACACAGAGAACACGCCACCGUGCCGCUGAAAGACGUCGUGGAGCAACACAAGGCUUCGUUACAGGAGCAGAUGGACGUCGUCAAGAGGAGGUUGCCGGAGAUCGACGGCGCCCUACUGAUGCUUUCGGAGGUCCUGCAACGCCUGACCGGUCGAAAGAGCGCCAUCGAGAAGGACAUCCACGCCGCCUUCGACGAACUGCAGAAGACGCUCAACGUACGCAAGAGUGUCCUGCUCAUGGAGUUAGAAGUCAACUUUGGCCUCAAGCAGAAGGUGCUGCAGGCUCAGCUGGACAACCUGCUGCAGGGACAGGACGGCAUCCGCAGCAGCUGUGACUUCACCGAGCAGGCCCUGAGCCACGGCGGCGAGGCCGAGGUGCUGCUGGUCAAAAAGCAGAUGAGCGAGCGCCUGGCGGAGCUGGCGGCGCAAGAGCUCCCCUUGCGGCCCGGCGAGAACGACCAGUUGGACUGCCGCUUGGAGACGGAGGGCGUGAAGAAGUCCAUCCACAACCUGGGCAGCGUGGUGACCACCAACGCUGUGGCGUCUGAGACGGUGGCCACUGGCGAGGGCUUGCGGCACUGCGUGGCGGGGGUGCCCACCUCCAUCACCGUAACCACCAAGGACAAAGACGGCGGGCUUUGCAAGAUGGGCAACGCCGUCCUGACGGCGGAGAUCUCGGCGGCCGACGGCAGCAAGGGCGACGGCGAGAUCCUGGACAACAAGAACGGCACCUACGAGUAUCUGUUCACUGCUCCAAAAGAGGGCACCUUCACAUUGUCCCUGCGCCUGUACGAGGAGCAUAUCAAAGGCAGCCCUUUCAGGACCAAGGCCAGCAAGUCGGCGGACCCUUCGGCGGCGUCCGACGACGUCAAGAAGAGGCUCAAGUCGCCGAGCGGCAGCGGGCACGUCAAGCAGAGGGCCAUCAAGAGGCCCGCCAGCAUGUACAGCACCGGGCGCAGGAAAGAGAACCCCAUCGAGGACGACCUCAUCUUCAGAAUCGGCACCAAAGGGCGAAACAAAGGCGUGUUCACCAAUUUGCAGGGCGUUUCCACAUCGGUGGGAAAAGUGCUCAUUGCAGACAGCAACAACCAGUGCGUGCAGAUUUUCUCCAACGAGGGCCUGUUCCGGAGUCGCUUCGGGGUGCGGGGCAGGACCCCCGGUCAGCUGCAGCGGCCCACGGGUGUGGCCGUUCACCCCAGCGGCGACAUCAUCAUCGCCGACUAUGACAACAAGUGGGUCAGCAUCUUCUCCAGCGACGGAAAGUUUAAGAACAAGAUCGGCACGGGCAAGCUGAUGGGUCCCAAGGGCGUGUCGGUGGACAGGAACGGUCACGUGAUUGUGGUGGACAACAAGGCCUGCUGCGUCUUCAUUUUCCAGCUCAACGGCAAGAUGGUCACCAAGUUUGGUAACCGCGGCAACGGCGAUAGGCAGUUUGCAGGUGACGGGCCUCACUUUGCUGCCGUCAACAACAACAAUGAAAUCAUCAUCACGGAUUUCCACAACCACUCAGUCAAGGUGUUCAACACGGAGGGGGAGUUCCUGUUAAAGUUCGGCUCCAACGGCGAAGGCAACGGUCAGUUCAACGCCCCCACAGGGGUGGCCGUGGACGUCAACGGGAACAUCAUCGUGGCGGACUGGGGCAACAGCAGGAUCCAGGUGUUCGACGGCAGCGGUUCCUUCCUGUCCUACGUCAACACGUCGGCCGACCCGCUGUACGGCCCUCAGGGUCUGGCGCUCACUUCGGAUGGACACGUGGUGGUGGCCGACUCGGGAAACCACUGCUUCAAAGUCUAUCGCUACUUGCAGUAGCACCCACAUGCGCUCCCCACAAUAAACUAUGACACACACGCGCACAGUAGUGUGUGUGCACUCACGUAAGGAGCGGAUUUGAACUCGUCCACCGUCACCUGUGCCACUGGGACUGCCUGUUCUUUUUUUUUGGAGGUAUUUUUUUAUUGUUGUUUUUUGUGCUUUUAGGAGUCACUUAAAACCAACGUACACAUUCCAUUGGAGAAUUUUGCCUGAUGACUUAAAAAGUAUUGUACCAAGGAGUAUUAAUGCUAUGAUGAAAAGGGGGAAAUAAAGGGUAAAACCAGGAAAAAAAUUGCUACAAUGCAAAGAAAAAAAACGAUACAAAAGAGGUUAAAAAAAUAUAUAAUCAUCCCAAUUUUUUUUUUCUCUCAAGAUGACUUUAUUAUUAUAUUCAUAUUAUGACUGUUCUCGAAAAAAAUCGGACUUUUUCUUGAAACAUUACGAUUUUAGUCACGUGACAUUAAAACUUUUAUUGUCAAAAAUGAACAAUUAUAAAAUAAUCCUUAAAAUCAUACAACUUUAUUCGGGUCACAUUUAAUCAUUUUUACUCCUCAAUUUUCCUCGGAAAUUGUGAUUUUUCUUACGUAAAUCAUUUUUUUUCUUUCUUUAUUCUCAUGCCAUUUUCCUUGUAAUUUACUAAUUUACUCUUGUGAAUAUUUUGACUCCCCCCCCCACCCCCCUCUUGUCAAACUACAACUUUAUUCUUAUUGUACAUUUUUUUU